CUUAUACCCCACCUCUUGUAGGUUUACUCGAACCGCCAACGCCUGGCCAUAUCCAUGCCGCCCAUCGCUCUGCUGCUUCUUCUUCUAGAAGCCCUCUCUCCUACCCUCUCGGGCACGUCGACUCCUGGCUAAUCUCGUGCAUGACGGGGGCUGAAAACCCAACACACCUCACAGGCACAAACCCUCUCCCAGACAUUCUCCGCAAGCGCCCCUCUCUGCCAUCAACGCCACAGGAGAAAACCCUCGGAAUCGUGCCACCUGUUGCCCUUCCAAGAGCCAUCAACUUCGAUCCAAAGAGGCUUGCCAGAAUCGGGAAGUGGUCCAAUGUAACCUGAUUCAUCAUACGAUGGUUACCCACAUCUGGCCUCACAAUACGCAAGUAACGGCACCAACACCAAUGCUUACUUACGGGGGUGGGAAAUGGUACAGCUUGCCCGGACAUUGAAUGGGAUGGCCAGCCUUGUGACAGCACGGAGUUGAGCAUCCCCCCACGUGACGACACAACCCCCCCAAUGAGCCACUCAUUUGCUCUGGCUAGUCGGCCACCUGUCUCGCUUUGCGGCAAGCCCCCCAGUCACGCCUGUCACCCCCAAAAGGCGUAGCAAAAGUUCGUUCUAGAAUAUGGGGCCAAAAAAACGAAACAUCCACACUUGGAGCCCACCAAGAGCGGCUCUCUCCUGCAGACCAAACACCUUCCUGGUCCUCCACCUCUCCUCUUCGACAGCUCCAGCAGACUGCAUUCAGGCCGACAAAACUUUCUCGGACUGCACAUAGGCUGUUGGCAGGUCGGUCGACUUGAACGAAUCAGGCAUGGGAGCUGCGAUCGCGGUGGAAUCUCAAUGGUCACACCGUGCUAUUCGGGCCAAUUGCGGCCGACGUGCCAAAAGUGAACAAAAAUGCUUGCCAUGGUUCUGAAUGCACACUUUCCUACGACCACUGCAGUCAUCAUCAUCACCCAAGCCCGAACAAGGAGGUGUUUGGAGCUGCAACAAAUGAAUUCCGCUCAGUGUGGUCCUUGUGGAGAAGCAGAUGUCGUCGAUCUGGGUCUGAUCUCUGACAAGUCCUCUUGCAUCAGACCCCGAUGGGCCCCCCACUAACAUCAACCCCCAUGAGCCUGCUCAUCCUCCUGCUCCUAGGGGAACACCACGGAGCUCUCCAGCGGCAUCCACAGUCGGGGCCCCUACCAGGCGUCUGGUUCUUGCCUCUCACCAAUCAGCGUUGGUGGAUCCGCCAGACUUCGGUAUGGUUACUCGAGAAUGCAUGGUCAUCGCUUCGCCAAACCGCGCAACUUAGAUCCUUCAACCCGGUCUGCAAGAGAAUACGCACCCUCCCUCAUAAUCAAAAGCCAACGGAUCGGCGAUGGUGCUGCCCUCGCAACACAGUGAUGCGCGUCUCUUCGCCGUGUCCGCCUUGUACGGGCGCAUUCCACGAGUAGACGCGGGCCGCGGACUUUCGCUGUUGUUGCCUUUCCGCACUUUUCCAAGCCUGAUGAGACACGGCCUUCACAGUAUGCCGGGCCUCCGUUGCCCUUCGACCUCAAAGAGGUAAUUCGCCACCGACGUGGGAGACGCAAACUGAGCACCAAAGUUAGCAACAUUCACACCGCUCGGCUAAGGGGGAGAGGGGGUAGGUCUCGAAGGAGGGCGGGCAGCUCUUCCGUCCCGGGCGCGAGCUCGAUGCCUUUUUUUUUUCUUGCCGGGAAACU
Molecule: messenger RNA, 1705 nt
Organism: Cladophialophora immunda
Lineage: Eukaryota; Fungi; Ascomycota; Eurotiomycetes; Chaetothyriales; Herpotrichiellaceae
Exons: 1
Coding region: 1082-1435 (117 amino acids)
Source: RefSeq, a predicted model, not a curated record